AUGGAGAGAGAGGGGAAAGAGAAGGAGAAGAGGACCUACGGCCAGGAGCAGAAUGCUCUGCCUCCAUUGGCCACGUGGAGGAGGCCCCAUCAGUUCCCCAGGUGGGGCCACCCCAGGCCCUCACCCCAGCCAGCCAUUUCCAUGCCUGUCCAGCACCUAGCUGACUCACAGCUGGACUCCCACCCUGCUGGGGAGAGUGACUACUCCAGCUGUGAGGAGGUGUGGAUGUCCAGCCACAGCAAAGCCAGCCCCCUAGGACAUCAUGAUGGGAGAGGACUGGACCAUAGCCACACCAGGCAUGGGGGGUUUCCUGGUGAGGCAUUGAGACUGAGACCUAGACUGAGACAGAGGGCAGCACCACCAAGUGCUGAGAAACUGCAUGGCAGGGAUAGAGGAAGUGGAGAGGGCUUUGGAGAAGAGCCUCAGGAGAAGAGGGGGACUGAAAGAGGGAUUGAAGCAAAUGAAGGAAUGGGAGAAGAGUUGGAAGAGGAGAAGAGGGAGGGUCCUGAGCGGAGAGGACACUCUGGUAAGUAGUCCUAGAAUGUGAAAUGUAAACAGGACUUGGACAUUGAUAUGUGUUUAUAAAGUGUUUAUAUUUGUUUAUAUAUGUGUUUUUAUAUACAGUAUAUAUAUAUAUAUAUAUAUAUAUUCUUUAUAAGUUAUAUUCUUCAAUAAUCAAUGUGUACAUAUCAUUCAUUUAUAAGUCAUUCAUUUAUAAGUCAUACCCCAUCAGAACCCAAAAUGCAACCUUGUUUUACUCCAAUGUUUGUAAACAAAGUAAUGUACAAACACCAUAUAGCCUCAAAACAUGGUUAAAACUAUAAUUUAAUAAACAGGCGCCUCACAGGUCGUCAACUGGCAGCUUCAUUAAAUAGUACCCGCAAAACACCAGUCUCAAAAGCCAUAUUUCAGACUGCCCAUCUUAAUCUUUUAUUUGUAUUGGCCAGUCUGAGAUAUGGCUUUUUCUCUGCAACUCUGCCUAGAAGGUCAGCAUCCCGGAGUCGCCUCCUCACUGUUGACAUUGAGACUGGUGUUUUGCGGGUACUAUUUAAUGAAGCUACCAGUUGAGGACAUGUGAGGCGUCUGUUUCUCAAACUAGACACUCUAAUGUAUUUGUCCUCUUGCUCAGUUGUGCACUGGGACCUCCCACUCCUCUUUCUAUUCUGGUUAGAGCCAGUUUGCGCUGUUCUGUGAAGGGAGUAGUACACAGCGUUGUACGAGAUCUUCAAUUUCUUGGCAAUUUCAUUUCUCAGAACAAGAAUAUGCUGACGAGUUUCAGAAGAAAGUUAUUUGUUUCUGGCCAUUUUGAGCCUGUAAUCGAACCCACAAUUGCUGAUGCUCCAGAUACUCAACUAGUCUCAAGAAGGCCAGUUUUAUUGCUUCUUUAAUCAGCACAACCGUUUUCAGCUGUGCUAACAUAAUUGCAAAAGGGUUUUCUAAUGAUCAAUUAGCCUUUUAAAAUGAUAAACUUGGAUUAGCAAACACAAUGUGCCAUUGGAACACAGGACUGAUGGUUGCUGAUAAUGGGCCUCUGUACGCCUAUGUAGAUAUUCCAUAACAAAUUAGCAGUUUCCAGCUACAAUAGCCGUUUACAACAUUAACAAUGUCUACACUGUAUUUCUGAUCAAUUUGAUGUUAUUUUAAUGGACAAAAAAAAUGAUUUUCUUUCGAAAACAUGGACAUUUCUAUGUGACCCCAAACUUUUGAACGGUAGUGUAUGUCCAUUGUACAUCUCUCUGUUUGUAUUUCUCCAGUAGACUUCCACACUAGUGUACACCAAGGUGAGGAGGGAGGACAGCCAGAGGGGAGAAAGAGCUCAGGGGAGCUGCAGAAGAAAGAGGAGAGACAGUUGGGGAGAUGCUCAGCCCUGACUUCUCCCCAUGCUGGGGAACCAGAUGAGGUGAUUCCUGGACCCUCCUGCUCAGCUCCUACACCAUCGACCCAAAUGCAGUGGCAGGCCAGUCCCUGGUCUCAGCAAGUAGCUAGGCCGCAAGCUGGAGAGGAAGACUACAGAAGAGAAGACGACAAAGAAGAUGACGAGGAGGAAGUGGACUUUGGCCGAUUUGCGGAUGGUGCCUUUCGAAGGGAAACCUAUGAUGAGAUUGAGGAUGGCACCGGACAGGUUUCUCAGAGACCCUUAGUACCUGCCUGUCCUGAUGACAAUGACUUUGUCCUGGGGGCCCCAGAGUUGAACUGGCCCAAUGGGGCAAACAUGACCCAUGGUGGUGGUACCCCAACCCCCACCUCCAGCUGCCACCUGUCCCCAUCCCCUGCUCCAUUCCCCCCUUCCUCCUCACCCCCCAUCCCAUCUUCCUCCUCGUCCGUCUCCCUUGCCGGGGCCCCUUACACAGGAAAAGUGCACUUCUGCCACUGUGGGAAGGCCUACACACUGAAGAGUAUGCGCGACCGCCACGUCAAGAUGCAGCACCUCAACCUGCGGCCCUUCGCUUGCCCCGUGUGCGCCAAGAGCUUCAAGAUGAAGCACCACCUGACCAAGCACCUGAAGACCCACGGCGGGCUGCGGCCCUAUGAGUGUGGCCUGUGUGGGAAGAAGGUCAUCUGGAGGGACAGUUUCCUGCGCCACCAGGCCCGCUGUGAGAGACUGGCCGCCAGCUAUGAUGGAGCCGCUGCCAGUAGUAACACCACAGAGGCCGCUGACAUGGAUGAUGGUUAUGCCUAUGGGUUCGAGGAGGGGGAGGUUUAUUUUUCACAGGGAGGGCAGGUGAAAGUGGAGCAGGCAGACUUUCAAGGGGAGGCAGAGUCUGGGAUGAGUGCGUUGUUAGGGGGUGAGGUUGGGGCUGAAAUAGGCUCUCAGUCAAGGACUGUGGUUAGUCACAGCUUUAAGGAGGAAGCCAGUGACAGGUUUAGUAGCUGA
Molecule: messenger RNA, 2875 nt
Organism: Coregonus sp. 'balchen'
Lineage: Eukaryota; Metazoa; Chordata; Actinopteri; Salmoniformes; Salmonidae
Source: the annotation of a GenBank genome assembly